AUGGCUGAACGCGUGGAGACCUACCUGGCUAAAAACAAGAAGUCGGCCAAAGGCGAUGUUGCAGAUAUUUGGUUGAAAUUCGAGCAACUUUAUUCUAGAAAGUUCAUCUCCGAAUUCGAACACCGUAUAAACGCACUUCAACUCGUUGAAAUCGUUUUGCCUAUAGCUAAAUAUAUUUUUAAUCAAAACAAAGAAGCUGCUUACGAUUUUCUCGCCAAAAUUGAGAAAACCGUUAGUAAGGACAAGGUGGCUCUUGCUCGUAUUCAUGCUGGUCAAAUUGAACUCAGGCUUAACCACAAAGAUGAGGGUGAACGUUUGGUGGACAUUAAAAAAGUUAGGGAUCUCAUUGAGUUAACUCGUGGUGAAAUUGACAGUUUUGUUGGGGUUACAGAGGCUCAUGCGCCAUUCUACAAGGUUAGUGCCAUGUAUCUCAAAGAAAUUGGGGAUUUUGCCGGGUACUAUCGUGAAGCGCUCCGUUAUCUUGGAGUUGAAGACAUCGGCAAAAUGACUGCAGAGGAAAAGCAUGUGCAAGCCGUAUUGAUAGGGUUUGCGGCAUUGCUUGGCGAGAAUGUUUACAACUUUGGAGAAUUGCUGGCUCACCCAAUUUUGAAAGUCCUUGAUGGCUCAAGUGAGAAAUGGCUGGCUGACGUGUUAUAUGCGUUCAACAGUGGUGAUCUCAACAAAUUUUAUGCACUGGAAAAGAAUUGGUUAGAAUGGGACGACCUUAAAAGGAAGAAAGAGUUCCUCGUUGGCAAAAUUCGUCUGCUCGCUAUCAUGGAGUUGGCUCUUGCUCGUCCAUCGAAAGAACGUAAAAUUUCAUUCAAAGAAAUUGCAUCGAGAUGUCAAGUACAUAAUAACGAAGUGGAGUUCCUUGUGAUGAAGGCCUUGAGCAAAGACCUAGUACGAGGAGCAAUUGAUCAAGUCAAUCAGACUGUAAUAAUUACAUGGGUGCAACCACGAGUGCUGAACUCGACACAAGUAUUAUCGAUGGCGAAUCGUAUUGAAGCAUGGAGUAAAGAUGUUAUAGCAAUGGAGAAUAUCGUUAAUGAAAAUGCUCGUGAAAUACUAACUAAAUCAUAA
Angiostrongylus costaricensis is the source of this 1080-nucleotide messenger RNA. The record is from the annotation of a GenBank genome assembly. Lineage: Eukaryota; Metazoa; Nematoda; Chromadorea; Rhabditida; Metastrongylidae.